AACAGUAAGCGUUCUUGGGAAAUAACAUGCCCACUUCUCGAACGAAAUGCCAUGCUUCGGAAAAAGUCUUUGCUCCCAGUUUGAUGACUGAUCGAGGAUUUCGGUACUUUUCAGCUUAAUUUUAUGAUGGUGUCACACGUGGUGUUAAGAUUAAAGAGAAUUUGACCCAUAAACCCAUCCACAAAUCUAACCAUCCUUACACUUGAUUUUGAACGGGUUUAUGCCCAACUUUGACGUUACGAGAUGUUGUCACCUAAAAGUGGUAUUAGUCAUGGUAGUCUGCAAACCACAUUUUUUGACUUCUCUCGUACUUGGUAUUUUCAUAAACAGGCUAGUGAUUGAAAAACUCAAGAAAACAAUCAUCGCAAUAAGAUGAGAUGGAUUGUUAAGUUAAAGUUGUUUCUUACCGAUUCAAGAGGCAAGACUUCAUCUUUCAAGAAUGUUCUUUUGAUUGUUCUUGCGAUGUUAAUGCUUCAGUUGAACUGGAAACUUCAGUAUCUUAGCCUGUGUGAGAGUGCCCAAACAGCCAGUCUGGAUGACUUUGUGUCAUGUUCAAAAGGUGGAGAAAUCAUCACUAAAACUAGCGUCAGAGAAAUAGGAAAACCACUCACGAAAAAAGUUUUUCUGACCAUUGGAAUUCCCACAGUUCAAAGAACUUUCAAAAACAAGACCGAAAGUUAUCUGGUGGCAACUUUAAACUCACUCAUAAUCCAUGGCAGCUCCGAGGAAGACCUCAAAAAUAUCUUAAUCGUCGUCUUUCUUGCCGACUCAGAAGAGUCGGCUCGGAUAAACGUCAUGGAAGAUCUGCGGUCAAACUUUGGUAAAUACUUGGACGCGAAUCUAAUUCACGUCAUUUCAGCUCCCUCCUCGUUCUACCCUCGUCUAACAGGACUUCAACAGACCCUUGGCGACGGUCCAGACAGAAUGCAUUGGCGUUCUAAGCAGGCUAUGGACUAUGUAUUCAUGUUUUAUUACAGUCAAGGCCUGGCCCAGUAUUAUCUCCAUCUUGAAGAUGACGUUACGGUUAUGCAGAAUGCUUUGAGUCAAAUACGGGAAUUUAUUAACCUCAGAGCCGGCAAACAAUGGGGUAUAUUGGCUUUCUCCGGGUGGGGUUUUAUAGGAAAACUUAUCCGCGACGACGAUUUGCGAUUAAUUGGCAGGUAUUUAGAAAAGUUUUACAAUGAAAUGCCAUGUGAUUGGCUGCUGUAUAUUUAUCUUCAAUCGCGAGGUGGAAUGAGUAUAUUGGACGAUAAAAGCAAUACUUGGACAAAGGAGCUGUUUCACCACGUUGGUCACCAGUCUUCCUCCCUUGGAACAUGAACUAGUCACCAGUCUAUUGAUCAUGUGGCAAACUCUCGAUCUAUUUAGCUAAUCAGGCAUCGACUUUCGAUCGACACAAGUCUUUGGGAGUGUGCGCGCUAUUUCUUAAAGGAGCUCAGUCAAGGUAUUUUCAGUAAUUUUGGCUACUUACAAAAUCACUCAAAUUUUAGGACACCCGAAAAUAUUAGUUUACAAAGAUAGAAAAACACCAAAGAGAUAAUGAUAAACCACAAAGAAACAAAG
Orbicella faveolata is the source of this 1563-nucleotide messenger RNA. RefSeq names its product alpha-1,3-mannosyl-glycoprotein 4-beta-N-acetylglucosaminyltransferase C-like. NCBI's taxonomy places the organism in Eukaryota, Metazoa, Cnidaria, Anthozoa, Scleractinia, Merulinidae. Gene Ontology annotation, molecular function: acetylglucosaminyltransferase activity. The record is from RefSeq and is a predicted model, not a curated record. Gene Ontology annotation, biological process: protein N-linked glycosylation.